AUGUCCAGCGCUAUCCAACCCGUCCUUCCGCAAGGUGCCGGAUAUGGCGUCGUCAUUGGAAUUGGAUUCUUCUUUGCCUUCGUUAUGGCAGGUGUUUCAUACCUCCAGAACCGGUACACCAAAUAUUCCACCAAGAUGAGCGAAGAAUUCAACACAGCCAGUCGAAGUGUCAAACCUGGACUCAUUGCCAGUGGAGUCGUUUCCGCUUGGACUUGGGCGGCCACAUUACUUCAGUCCAGUACUGUCACCUACGAAUAUGGAGUCUCUGGCCCUUUCUGGUAUGCAGCAGGGGCAACAGUGCAGAUCUUCAUGUUUUCGGUCCUCGCAUGCAAGUUGAAACAAAACGCGCCACGUUGUCACACAUUCCUGGAGAUUAUAUACUAUCGAUACGGAAAGCUUACCCAUAUAAUCUUCAUCUGUUUUGCAUUGAUGACCAACAUCCUUGUGGCAUCACAACUACUGUUGGGAGGAAGUGCAGUUGUCACUUCAUUGACAGGAAUGAAUGUCUAUGCAGCUGUCUUUCUCAUUCCUCUUGGAGUAUGUGUCUAUGUUGUCCUCGGUGGACUUCGAGCAACAUUCCUUUGCGACUAUUCUCAUACAAUCAUUGUUAUGGUCGUCAUCUUAUACUUUAUGUUCAGCGUAUAUACUUCUAAUGAUCUGAUCGGCUCGCCUGGGAAGAUGUAUGACCUGCUCGUUCAUGCAGGAAACGUACGACCCGUUGCAGGAAACCAGAAUGGUUCAUAUCUCACUCUGAAAUCAAACUAUGGCUUGAUAUUCGGAGUUAUACAGCUCUGCUCCGGCAUGGGUACAGUCUUUCUCGAUCAAGGCUACUGGCAAAGGGCUAUCGCCAGCCGUCCAACUACCGCGGUCCGAGGCUACAUCAUGGGAGGUUUUGCUUGGUAUGCAAUUCCGUUUGGGUUUGCCACGACUCUUGGUCUUGCUGCAGUGGCCCUCACGGACAACCCAGCCUAUCCUACCUAUCCACACAAGAUGACUUCAUCUCAGAUAUCGUCUGGACUGUCCGCUCCCUUCGGCGCUGCAGCUUUACUCGGGAAGCACGGUGCUGUUGGUCUACUUAUCACACUCUUCAUGGCCGUAACAUCCUCAUCAUCCUCGGAAUUGAUUGCUACAUCAUCAAUUCUGACGUUUGAUGUCUACAAGGUGUACAUCAAGCCGAAUGCCACUCCCAAAGAUCUCAUCUUCGUGUCGCAUGUGAUGAUCUGCUUCUUUGGCCUGGUCAUGGCAGCGUUUGCCUGUAUCUGGAACGCUAUUGGCAUCGACCUUGGAUGGCUUUUCCUCGUCAUGGGACUGCUCAUUGGCGGUGCAGUUUUCCCUGCUGCAUUUGCUGUGACAUGGAAAGGCCAAACUCGCGCUGGAGCCAUCAGUGGCGCUCUUUGCGGUCUUGCAGCUGGACUGACUGCGUGGCUGGUUGAAGCAAAAGUCCAUUAUGGAGAGCUCAGCGUUGCUAGUACUGGAGGCUCAUAUCCGACCCUUGCAGGCAACAUGGCAGGAGUCCUCACCGGCCUCAUUGUUACAUGUUUAGUAUCCUGGGUCAAACCGGACGAUUUUGACUGGGCAAUCACACGCGAUAUCAAUGCCAAAACAUCUUUAUAUGGAAAUGUCGUACCGGCACAAAACGUCCAAGAUAUGAUGACUGAUGAUGCUGCAACUGGAAUCGCUGAAACAAAAACAAGUGAAGCACCAAAGGACGAGCUGUCAAAUCCAAAUCACAACGCCGAACUUCCGACUGUCAUUGACGAAGAGAAGGAAGAAGCCGAAGAUGCUGCAUUCCUUGACAAUCCGAAAUCACUCCAACGCACCUACUAUAUGGCUCUGAUUCUCGCGACAGUUCUUUCGGUCAGCAUGGACUUCAUCAUUCCGAUUCCGAUGUUCUUGAGUCAUUACAUCUACACUAAAGGGUUCUUUACAUUCUAUGUCGCUGUCAGCUUCAUCUGGGUGUUUUGUGCCCUUGGGAUCUGUGGAGUUCUACCCAUAUGGGAGACUCGAACAUUCUGGCGUGAGUUCUUCGUUGAGAUAUCCAGUCGAAGGAAGACGGUUGAUGGCGUGGUCGCUGGCGAAUCAAAGAAUUCUCAAUCCUCAGAGAAUGCCAUGGGAAGUCAAGGACCAAUGGAACAAAAGGAGAUAAAGUCGGACGUCAAAGGACUGAGUCCGGAGGACUCCACAUGA
Messenger RNA from Fonsecaea nubica, 2187 nucleotides. RefSeq lists its product as hypothetical. Gene Ontology annotation, biological process: urea transmembrane transport. The transcript is spliced from 3 exons. Gene Ontology annotation, molecular function: urea transmembrane transporter activity. Gene Ontology annotation, cellular component: plasma membrane. Lineage: Eukaryota; Fungi; Ascomycota; Eurotiomycetes; Chaetothyriales; Herpotrichiellaceae. The record is from RefSeq and is a predicted model, not a curated record. Bases 1 to 2187 code for a protein of 728 amino acids.